Plasmodium fragile is the source of this 1665-nucleotide messenger RNA. RefSeq lists its product as uncharacterized. The record is from RefSeq and is a predicted model, not a curated record. Lineage: Eukaryota; Apicomplexa; Aconoidasida; Haemosporida; Plasmodiidae. Bases 1 to 1665 code for a protein of 554 amino acids. The transcript is spliced from 3 exons.
AUGACGUAUGCGACGUUAGGGGCUUUAUUAGCACAAUAUGUGCUGAAAAGGGGAAUAGGGCGGGAUGAAAAAGCAUAUACGAAAAGCCUAUGGGAAGAUGUAAAAGCGCUACUCGAAGAAUUUGUGAAAUAUUUGGAAGAUGAGAACCUAGACAGCUAUGCAGCUAAUUGUUUGAACGCGGGUUAUAGGAGUCUGAGGCGAAAAGAAACAUUUAAGGUAAAGAUAGUAGCGGAUAGACUAAUGUGCACACUCAUGUCACGAGCAUUAUUUUUCAUGAACAGGUGGCCACAGCAGUCCGGGGUUUCGCACGAAAGAGAAGAUGAGAAUGCAGCGUUGAAGGAAUAUAUAAGGUGCGCAAUAGUAAAUAUAUUUAUGUCCAUAUUGCUGGCAUCUCCAUGCAAAAGUCAAAUGGGAAUAGAUAAUGCAUGGUACACAAUGAAAGAACUGGAGAAAGCUUCGCCUGGAUUAAUUAAAGAGGGAAAGUGCGGCCAGGGAGUGUUUCAAAACAUACAAACACAGCAAUUCGACAUGGGGCAAAAGAUUCAGGAAUGGUUAGAGAAAAACAAGAAGUUGACUGAAGAAAUUGGACGGGGACAAGUACAAGGCAAAUGUAAGGAAGAGAUAAAAGGACUUGACGGGGCCACAAAGGGUACACAUAACAUGGAUGAAGAAAUAGAAAUGAAGACAGAGGAGAGAGACGCUAUACGUGAGUUAGGCCAACAACUGAAGACCAUAGUUCAGGAGGUAAAGACGGGCGCAGUGCAAUGCGCGCAGACACCUGGAACAUGCAUGAAGUCUAUCCAGGACGUCUCCAGCAGCAAUCCUGAGAAUGCCGAGAGUAAGGCCACAGUACCGAACUCUGUCGCCGGCGGAAAACCAGCACCAGACGCACCGACAGAGGAAGAGGCUAAAAAUCAGACACCACCACCGAAAUCACAGCAACCGGAGAAGACGGAAAACACUCCAUCGGCACCAUCCGUGGUGCCCGGACCAAAGGGACGAUCAGAGGACUCAACAGCAGCACAGCCUUCAGGAGUAGGAUCGCCACCACAAGCACCUGCAUCUCCAGUAUUACCAGCCAGGCCACCACCACCUCCUCCACCAAGGAGACCAUCCACACCAAGACAAGGUCCAACACAGGGCGCGGGGAGGGCGGGGGUCGCAACAUCCAAAGGGAUGCCACGCCCUGCAACAGGACCAGGGAGGAGACCAAGACCACGGCCGACACCGCCGAGAACGAAGUCGACGGAGUCACAGCCACCGGAUAAACCGACCGGUGCUAACGGCAAAGUCCGGGACCCUAAGCAAGAAUCGACGUCACCACCCGUCACGGGAGCCGGCAGCCACGGCAAGGACGGCAAGGACGGCAAGGACGGCAAGGACGGCAAAGGACCUGCACCAGCCAAACCAGUAGCGUUGAACAAAAAUUCGUCCAAGGGGAAACCACCGGUAGGCACAAAGACGGAGACGACGGGGUUAACCAAUACGGUAGUAACGAGAACGACCCGGCGGAUGCGCGCGUUGUGGAUGCUCAUUCUCGCGUCGAUCAUUGAAGAGUGCAAAUUCGAGAAUAAUAUUCACGAUAAAGAAUUAUAUGUACACAAUUGUUUACAGAAUAUGCGAAAUGAGGAUGGGCAGCACAUGAAUAGGAGUAGCACAUUAUAA